Molecule: messenger RNA, 858 nt
Organism: Penicillium verhagenii
Lineage: Eukaryota; Fungi; Ascomycota; Eurotiomycetes; Eurotiales; Aspergillaceae
Product: acylglycerol lipase
Exons: 1
Coding region: 1-858 (285 amino acids)
Cellular component (GO): membrane
Molecular function (GO): lipase activity
Source: RefSeq, a predicted model, not a curated record
AUGGCAUUGUAUCGCACGUUCCCUCUCAAGUCAGGGGUCGUCGCACAUCGAUGGGAAAUUGAGAGUCCUCGGGCUAUUCUCGUACUUCAACAUGGGUUUUCAGAAUAUGCACGACGCUAUUUUGAUGGCACAGCCAUUUUUGUUCCUCGACUGCAAGCUCAAGGGUUUGAGAUCUGGGCGUUGGACCUGUGGGCCCAUGGUGACUCUCCUGGGCUACCGCGAAGUGUGAUAGAUUGUUGCAAAGCCGUUCAAGAUUUGAUUGAAAUCCAAGAAACAGCGAUCGAAGCCCGUCCCUUGCUUCCUCUUUAUCUAUUUGGACACUCGCUUGGCGGUCUUCUCACAGCUUGCAGCGUCGUUGGAAAUUCUUUACCCAUCGAUGGGGUCAUCUUAUGCGCCGCAGCGCUACAAAAGCCGAUGCCGUUGCUUCGUCGUGGCUUGGUACAGCCACUGGCUAUGAUCUGGGGGACAAGAGAAAUCCCCUUCACCAAGCAGAGUACCAAUUGGCUUUCAAGAGUGCCGACCGUGGUGGAAAAAGCGAUAGCGGAUCCCAAUAUUUUCCAUGGGGCCAUUUCAUAUCGGCUGGCAGCUACCGCUCUAGAAGCCGCUGAGCGAUUGUGGCAAGCGACUCCCCAAUGGAAUGUACCAACUCUGGUGAUCCAUGGAACGGCAGAUACAUAUACAGACCACCAUCAAAGUCGUCAAUUCGUCGAGCGGAUCUCGUCGACGGACAAGGAGCUUUAUCUCAUUGAGGGCGGGUAUCACGAACUAUUUAGGGACAAAUGUUCAGAGAUAUUUACGGAGAAAGUAGAACACUGGCUUGUGACGCGUCUGAGGCAGACGGUUAAGGGGGACCAAUAA